UGUUUUAGGCAUCUCAUGGCUAACUUCUCUAAAAAGUUCCAAGGAGAUGUGUUUGGCAGAAUGUGGCCAGCUGCUAGGGCAUAUAGGCCACAAGUUUUUAACUACCACAUGAAUAAAAUCCUAGCAGAAGCACCUGAUGUGCAUGAAUAUCUCUCAAGGUACCACAGCUUAAAAUGGAUGAGAUGCAUGUUUGACCCCUCCAUUAAAUGUGAUUACAUCAACAAUAACCUUGCCGAGUCUUUUAAUGGUUGGAUUAAAGAUUACAAAGAUUUGCCACCUGAUGAGCUAGCUGACACUCUUAGAGAGCUAGUCAUGAAACUUCAUGAGAAAAGGAGAAAGAUUGGGAUGAAACUGAAAGGAAAAAUUAUUCCAGCCAUCAUCCAACAGAUUCAUAAUAGGACAAGGGGACUUAAACAUUUGAAAGUUGGGAAAUCUGGAGUUGCAAGUUGUGAGGUGAGGGACACAAGUAAAUACAACUUGCGACAUGUUGUGAAAACUGACCAAAGCGAGUGCACGUGCUUGGAGUGGCAGCACACAGGGAAGCCUUGUGAGCAUGCACUUGCUUUCUUGCUAGAUAGAAGGAACCCCAGAUGGGAGGAUUAUGUGCAUGACUAUUUCUCUCUGGAGAAGUUUCGGGCAGCAUAUGCUGGAGAGAUUGAGCCAUUGACAGAUAGGUCUCAAUGGCCACAUGUACAAUUUCCAUUUGACAUGGAGGCUCCAUUAGACAAGAAAAGAGGUGUUGGAAGGCCUAGAAAGAACAGGUACAAGAGCUUCCUCGAAGGUGGAGAUGGUGGUCCUAAAAAGAAGAAAGAGCCAAAACAGCUAGGCAGCAAGAAUAGAUGCAAAAGAUGCCACAUUUUAGGCCAUAGGCAGUCCACGUGUCCGUUGAAUGGACCAAAGCCAAGGAAAAGAAAGAAGAGAGCACCAAGAUAUCCAGCUGAUGAUGAUGCCUCGGCACCGGAACCUGAAUUGACAUCCCAACAACCUGAAGUUGUCACUCCCAAUAGGCACAUGAUCACUAUGCCACAAAGUCUUCAAGGCAGUCCCAAUCCAGUGACAAGAAGCAUGUUGGCUUCGGCGUUGGCUGACGAGGCAACACAUGCAGCACCACAACUUGAUGUGGCCGUCACUCCAACAAGGCACAUGAUCACUAUGCCACAGAGUCUCCAAGGAAGUCCCAAUCCAGUGACAAGAAGGAUGUUGGCCAUGGCAUUGGCUGAUGAGGCGUUGCAGAAACCUACCCCUACCAUGGAGGACACCAUGAUAGCAUACGACAUGGCCUCAAGCUCAAAAGCUAGAAAGUUGACCCCGAAGAGAAGGAAGUACUAGUGAUGUGCUUGAUCU
Messenger RNA from Triticum aestivum (bread wheat), 1344 nucleotides. RefSeq lists its product as uncharacterized. The coding region runs from base 16 to 1329 and encodes 437 amino acids. The transcript has 3 exons. The record is from RefSeq and is a predicted model, not a curated record. Gene Ontology annotation, molecular function: zinc ion binding. Lineage: Eukaryota; Viridiplantae; Streptophyta; Magnoliopsida; Poales; Poaceae.